Messenger RNA from Fusarium subglutinans, 1650 nucleotides. RefSeq lists its product as uncharacterized. Lineage: Eukaryota; Fungi; Ascomycota; Sordariomycetes; Hypocreales; Nectriaceae. The transcript has 4 exons. Bases 1 to 1650 code for a protein of 549 amino acids. The record is from RefSeq and is a predicted model, not a curated record.
AUGCCUGGUAGUAGCUUCUCUACGGAUGCGUUCUGCAACGCAGCUGAAGCUCUCUUCAGAGACGCUUCCCAUCAAUCUAUUAUACCAAGACACCUCGUUAGGUCAUAUUUCGAAGCAGAGGGUGAUGUUUCCCAACUGGAGAUAUUGGAAGUCAUCAUAGAGUACUUCCAAGAUCCAGCACCUGGGAAAAGACGGGAAACAUUCAUCGUUUCACCGUUCAACGACAGCAUCAACUUCCUUGUGAGAUAUGGGGCCCAUUCUCACGAGCGGAGCUUGACGAUCCUCGGAACAUCCGACGAGAUAAGAAACGUGCCAGUAUGGCUGGUACAACUCAUUGAUGCCAUAUUCUGUAUCAUGCGCCUCCGGAUGCCCAGCUUUAGGCCCGAGGUGUUCAGCUGGUCCUUGGAUCAGCAGCGCCUUGGAUUCACCUUGCUUGCGCUGCUCGGACGAUUUGUCCACCUGGGAACCUCCCCAUCCGACAAUCGUUCUCUCUCGAUGUUUCCCGCCAUACAAGACAUUCGCAACGAAGGUUUCUGGGAUAUUGCGGGUAGGGUGUCCAGAAGCCAGCUUAGCGGUGGUGGCCUUGGCCUUGUGGACUGCUCUGAGACCAUGGAGGAGGAUCAAAUAGCUGACGAUGAGGGUGAAAGCUCCCAGGCUCAGCCUCGCUCCCGCGCCCGUUCUCGUUCGCGACCUGCUCUUCAUAUCGACAUGGAAUUGCGAACCAAGAGCAGCAGUCAUGAAGAUAAGGGCGACCUUUACAGCGAUAGCGAGCAGGAGUCUGACCAGAGUUCUGAAACCCAAUCCGAGACUGCCGAGUUCUCUUCACAAGAAGACAGCGUCCCAGAUGCCGGUGUGAAGGCACCUGUGAAGGCCAGAUCCACACCCCUCGUGCCCACGUUUACCGAAGCCGACCUGAUUUUCCCAUUGACUCAGCCUGACGAAUUGAAACUAGUGGCUCUCUUUGCCGCUACAAUCCAGGUAGCACAACUGCAAACGCUGGUGUACUACAGCCGUGAGGAGGCCAGUUAUUGCAUGGCAACCGCUGCGAUCGACUGGGCUUCGGUCUCUAUAGUGGCGGAAGGGCUCGCUCCCAAUGACCUCAAGGGGCUAUAUGCUCCUGAAGUCUGCCGCCAGUUGUAUGAGUCUGAUGAAAAUGCUGAGUUUAGGCGCAAGGCUCUGCUGGGACCAAACUGGGAGAAACUCAGAGGUGUGUCCGCUUUCGAAGGCGAGCAACCACAGGAAGGGGACCCGUUUGGCCUUAAUGAUGUGGAUUCAGGCCAAAUUGUCAAGGCCAAUGCGGAGUCUGUUUUGCGGCAAAGAUUCCCUGCGUUCGGCCUCGGCUGUCCAGAACUUGCGAAGAGUGCAAUCGUCUCGGAAAGGGACCUUGCAAAGACUUUACCCAUCCGAAACCACAAAAGACCUGCACGAUGUGUUGGUGCGAUUACUCUUAUCAGCAGCACAAAAGCCAAUGUCGGAAGAGAUGCACAGAAGAUGGGGGACGAUCUAGAUCGUGGAUGCGAUGGCAGCUGGAGGCGACCCGAGGAUCAGAGGUGUCAGACUGAGGAUGAAGCCGAUGAUAGCGAUAACGAGAACAGCGAGCAUGGAGGGGAGGAUACAGAGAAAGAUGAGGACAGCGAGAGUUGGGAUUGA